CCGGCACACCCUCUCGUCACCAAGUCCCUCGGUGCUGGUGUGCUCGCCGACCACGACGAUGUGGGCGCACCUUCUUGGACUGACGCUGCUGGCGUCGCACAUAUCUACCAGCCAUGGCCUGUCCAGUAACCCCAUCCACCUGAUGGGCCGCCAGGGCGUCAACCUGCGGCGGCUAGACCAGAUCAAUGCUGCCCGUGCCCGCGCACAUUCCUCCGGGCUCGUCGUCCAGGACGCGUUGUUCACCCCUACCCAGCAACCCGAGGCCGAGUUCACCGCGUACACCUUCGAGCAGCCGCUCGACCACUUCAGUAACGCGACGGCGGACACGUUCGGCCAGCGGUACUGGGUCAACACAAGGCAUUACAAGCCUGGGACGAAUGCGCCGGUUAUUGUGCUCGACGGAGGGGAGACGAGUGGGGAGGAUAGGCUGCCGUUCCUGGAUACUGGGAUUGUGGAGAUACUUGCGAAGGCGACCGGAGGGGUGGGGGUUGUGCUGGAGCACAGGUAUUAUGGCGGGUCUAUACCCGUAAAGAACUUCUCUACGGAUUCUUUGAGGUUCUUGGAUAAUGACCAGUCGGCAGCGGAUUCCGCCAACUUCAUGCGGAACGUCAACUUCGAUGGGAUAGACGAGAACCUGACUGCGCCGAACACUCCGUGGAUAUACUAUGGCGGAUCGUACGCUGGUGCGCGCGCGGCACACAUGAAGAUCCUCUACCCAGACUUGGUUUACGGAGCGAUCGCAUCCAGCGGCGUCACACACGCGCAAAUCAUGUACUGGGAAUACAUGGACAUCAUCCGGCGCGCCGCCGACCCCAAGUGCUCCGCGCGCAUCCAGACGACCGUCAAGACCGUCGACGCGCUGCUCGCCGUCCCCCGGCUGAAGCGCACGCUGAAGGGGCUCUUCGGCCUCGCGGACCUGGAGCACGACGAGGACUUCGCGUCGGUGCUGGAGACGCCGCUCGGGUACUGGCAGGCGAAGGUGUGGGAUCCGGCAGUGGGGAGCACCAAGUUUGACGAGUUCUGUGAGGCGCUGGAGCAUGGGGGUGCGCAGAGUGUGACGUUGCCCGGCGGGCUGAGUCUUGAUUUCGCGCUGCUGAAUUAUGCGAAGUGGAUCAGAGAGAAUGUUGUCUCGCAGUGUCCUGAAGAUAUGACUGUUGAGGAUUGUUUUGGCACUUUCGACGAUGCCAAGUUCCAGGAUACGUCCCUCGACCAGACAUGGCGUGCUUGGCAGUUCCAAGUGUGCACACAGUGGGGUUACUUCAUCACUGCACCACCAGACCGUAGCCAGCCCAGUAUACUCUCGAAACACAUUACUUUAGAGUAUCUGUCUAUGAUCUGCCGCCAGGCGUUCCCUAAGGGCGAACACUUCAAGGUGCCUGCAAUGCCGAAUGUUACAGCCGUUAAUUCUCUAGGCGACUUUGCGAUCGCUGCUGAUCGGCUAGCAAUCAUCGACGGCGAAGUCGACCCUUGGAGGCCUGCGACGCCCCACAGCGAGUAUGCACCUGACAGAUCGGACACGGUCCUACAGCCUUUCAAGCUGAUUCCUGAUGCGGUGCACCAUUACGAUGAGUAUGGCCUGCGGGAUAUUACGCAGGAGCCACCUGAGAUCAUGAAGGUCCACCUGGAGAUGAUUGACUUUGUGACAGAGUGGUUAAAGGACUGGAAGAAGAGCUCGUCGUAACACACCUUGUAGGUACGGCCUACAGCCACCGUAUAUGUGCACUUGCAUAAUGAUCUAGUGAACGUUUUGCCCGUUCGGUAUGCCCCCAGCAUCAAAUGCCGGUAGAUUCGG
Gloeophyllum trabeum ATCC 11539 is the source of this 1792-nucleotide messenger RNA. Its product is annotated as peptidase S28. Gene Ontology annotation, molecular function: dipeptidyl-peptidase activity; serine-type exopeptidase activity. Gene Ontology annotation, biological process: proteolysis. The record is from RefSeq and is a predicted model, not a curated record. The transcript is spliced from 11 exons. The coding region runs from base 59 to 1681 and encodes 540 amino acids. NCBI's taxonomy places the organism in Eukaryota, Fungi, Basidiomycota, Agaricomycetes, Gloeophyllales, Gloeophyllaceae.